Molecule: messenger RNA, 2983 nt
Organism: Manduca sexta (tobacco hornworm)
Lineage: Eukaryota; Metazoa; Arthropoda; Insecta; Lepidoptera; Sphingidae
Gene: Cdc45
Product: cell division control protein 45 homolog
Exons: 10
Coding region: 137-1744 (535 amino acids)
Biological process (GO): DNA replication initiation; mitotic DNA replication preinitiation complex assembly; double-strand break repair via break-induced replication
Cellular component (GO): DNA replication preinitiation complex
Molecular function (GO): chromatin binding; single-stranded DNA binding; DNA replication origin binding
Source: RefSeq, a predicted model, not a curated record
UUGCAUUGACGUAAUACGUUACGACUUUGACAGAAAUCGAGUAGGUAAUUCGCGAGUGUUUUUUGCCUUGCAAAAUAUUAGAAAAAUGGUUUCCCAUUACAUGUUGUGUACUUCCGUGCUUCCUUAAACGUACAAAAUGUUUAUCGAGGACUUAAAGAAUGACUUCUAUAAUCUCCUUCUCGGAAACAGAGUUUUAUUGUUAGUUCACUACGAUGUAGACGCCGUGUGUACCUGUAAAAUACUUCAAGACUUGUUUAGAUGUGAUAAUAUAUCGUAUACGUUGGUGCCUGUAGGGGGUAUCGCAGACUUAAAGACCGCGUAUGAAGAAAACAACGAAGAGAUCAAAUAUGUGGUACUAGUGAACUGUGGGGGGACUAUAGACUUGGUGGACAUCCUGCAGCCGGAAGAGGAUGUGGUAUUCUUUGUGCUGGACGCUCACAAGCCGACAGAUGUGUGUAAUGUGUACAGUGAUGGGCAGGUGCGGUUGGUAUACAAAGAUGAAGAAGAAGACAUUCCCAAUUUUGAUGACAUAUUCAGGGAUGAUGAGGAUGAGAAUGAAGAGGAGGUAGGGGAAGGUCGCGAGGGCCUGGAGGCUCUGGUGGAGCGACGACGCGAGCGCAAGGCGUGGGAGGAGAAGCGGAACACACUCAUGUUCAACUACACACAGUUUUCAUACUAUGGGAAGCCAAGCGCAUGCGUAGCGCUGGACGUGUCGUGGCGGCUGAGCCGCGCAGGCGUGGCGGCGGCGUGGUGCUGCGGCGUGGCGCUGGAGGCGGCGGCCGCGCUGCACCAGCGCUCGCCCCCGCGCGUGCUGCUCGACGCCGCCGCGCUGCACGCCAUGCUUGCGGCCAGGCCUGCUGAUCCACAUGGUCCAUCAGUGAUCCUGGAGAAGGAUAUGUGCCUGCCGCUGUACCGCGUGUGGUCGCUGGAGAGUGCGCUGCGGCACGCGCCGGACGUAGGCCCGCACCUCCGCCUGCACACCGUUGCGGGGGCCUCCAGGCUAAGGCAACUGCUUGUUGAUAUGGGAGUGCCGCUGCAGCAGGCGCGGCAGGCGUGGCGCGCGAUGGACGCGGAGGUGCGCGGCGGCGCGCGCGAGGCGCUGGCGGCGGCGGGCGCGCGCCUGCAGCUGGCGGGCGCGGCGCCGCGCGUGGCUCCGCUGCUCACGCGCCCGCACGCGCCGCCGCUCGCCGCGCUCGACCUCGUCUUCUGCCUGCUGGAGACACUCAACCGCGCCGAAGGUUUCCAGCAUGCGCUAGCAGCGCUGGAGACCGACAGCGGCGACAACGAGAGCCGGCGGCUUGGCUGGACGGCGGCGCGACGCAGCCUUGAGGCGGUGGUGCGGCUCGUCAACAACACGCUCAGUGCAAGGACGCUACACCGUGCUGGACCGUUCAAUUAUUUUAUUGUGCAAGAGGGCACCCCAGAGGCUGCUAUAGUGUGCGGUCCGCUGUGGCUCGGUGUGGCGGCGCGCUGGGCGGCGGCGGCGGCGGGCGCGGUGCGCGGGCGCGGCGGGGCGCAGCCGCUCGUGGCGAGUGCGGGCCGCAGCGACGGAGCAGCGUUGCUGCUGGGCGUGCCGCCGCGAUCCCAGCACGAGCCGCGCAAUCUGUUCGGAGCGGCAUUCGAGCAGGCGGCCACUAAGAGCGGCGUGUCGAUCUCUCUCGACUAUUUUGACUCGUCGGUCGUGUUUCUCCCCACAUCACAACGCGCGCAGUUCCUCGACGCACUGACGGCACUCCUCGCGUGACAGUGUAGUGAAUCUAGUUCUAGUUUAAGUUCUGUUAUAUUAAUAUGGUUACUAGUACUAUUUUCAAAGAUAUGAUUUAAAAAAAUAAGUGUCUAUUGAAUUUGUGCAACCUGGGGUUAUGUGCCUUGAAACAAUUUUAGCUUAUUGACACAUCCGCCAUAUAAGUUACAUCUAGUUUUCUAUUUAGUUAAAAUGUGCUCGUUUUUACUUGAAAAAUAAAAAAUUAAGAAUUCCUAUGCAAUUUCACGACCCUCUUAGGAAUUGUGAUAUAAUUGGAUGAUAUAAAAAUUAUACAGUGUACUAUUCAAUUUAGUUAUUCGUACUUUUAAUAAUUUUAAUAGUAUAUUUGAUUAAUACAUUGUGUUGCCCUAGUGUUAAAGGACUAUAUAUUAAUUUACCUGUUUGUGUGAUGUAACUAGUAUUUGUGAGUAAGUCUGCUGGUAAGACUUUUAUCAAAAACAAAUUCAGAAUAAACCAAAUCAUGGAAUUAAAAUAAUUUUAGCGUGGAUGAAUUUAUAGCAUUUAACUUUGACAACACUCCCAGUGGUAUUUAGUAAAUAUGUUAUUCAUUUUAGGCUACAACUUUAUUAUGAAUCUAACAGCUAGUCAAUGAAAAUGGGGACAAAUAAUAAAUUGUUGCCAGUCAAUUUUAAAUUAAUUGGUCCAAAUUAUAUUAUCUUAAGUUAUUAUUCAUAAGUAUGCAUAUAAUAUUGUAAGAGAUAAGUGACAAGAUCGAACCACACAAUAAGGAUAAGUUCACACAAUCUUUAGGAAACAUUCAGAAAAGGCCUUAUUCAUGACUUGUAGUGCUGAAGACAUACAAACAGACUGAAUUGAAUUUUCUUGUGUCAUUAUAAAGGGUUUAAACAGAAGUGUGCGAGAAAGAAAACAUCUUGCCUACCAUAAAGAUUUCUUUAUAAAAUUCUGAUUGGUCUAUAUGACAUGGCAGUUUUGUAAGCGUAAAUGAGUUAAACAUGUGUUUGUUAUUUUAAUGCUGUUUGGUCAUUACCAUAGACACAGGAAGGAAGGUAUUGGCUGUAUAUUUGAUGGUCUCUUUUCCACACACUGAAAUUUUUAGUGAGGGAUUUCCUGUCUCCAGUCUGUUUUAUCUUUUAGUGUUACACUGUUAGUCAUAGUUUCAAUGUUGCAUUUGAUUUAGUUUAUGAAAUAUUUCAAUAAAUGUUAACUUGCUAAAAAUAAAUAAUAAAAAUUGGUGUAUAAUGGUAUGAUUUGUGUAAA